CGCAUGUCAAAAUUUCAUGUCAUUCACACAUCAUUUUAUUUUGUGAUACCGUAAAAACGAGGUGAAUUUGUGAAAAUAUACGGACGUCGUGUAUUUGGGCAUGAGUGCCUCAUUUCAACGAACGAUUGUGUUAAAUAAUAUCCCGUGGACAAUGUAUUAGUGGACGUUUAAACUGCAGUGUACGAUGGUGAUCGAAAAACUGAAAGGAAAAUCGUCAAUUUUCGCUGUUUCCCUCUGAAUUUCCGUGCGGUGCGUUUUGUUAAAUAUAUCUUGUUUUGUUUUACAUUCCGAUAUUAAUGUGAAUUUAUUACAAGCAGUGUGUAUGGUGUUUAACUUUAUCUAUUUUCGACUACGAUUUGGUUCUAUAUUUAACGUCAGUGACUCCGAUUUAAAUGAAUAACAUUUAUGAAAACGAACAAAUUGCAUAAAUGGCGUCCGUGGCACAGGAAAACCUCCAUCUAAACAAACGCGCACUCCCUCACAUUUCAACCAACUUGAAUUAAACGAAUUUAUUAAAAAAAAAUGCGCUCCGUCAACUCCCGUCCACGUGCGCACACGGCAAAAGUCAUAAAAAAACUAAAAAUAAAAAAGAAAUACGAGCUUACCAACAUAAGAAUAUUGUGUUCCAAACUUUUUAUAUAAGCUACCAACUUAAGAGCGCGAAUUCUUUUUUUGAUUUACGUUUUAAAAAAAGUUUUCGUGUAAAGAGGCUUUAAACUCUGUAGUUUAUUGGUGUUACGUGAAAUAGUUGCCUUCUAGCGGUAGUCAGUUGGUCCAAUCUCUUUAAUAAAUAAAUAAAUAAGUAAUAAUUUUUCCCCCUUUUACAUAAUAAAACGGUGUUUUAGAUUAUUGUAAUAAAGAGUGAGUGAAAGUGUGAUAUCAACAAUGGAGAAUACUGAAGUAGAGAAGAGCCCCAGCUCUGAGGAAACUACACAGCUUAAUAGAAACAGGAGUUUUAAAUCAAAACAACUGGUACGCAGUCAAGCGAUUCGGGAAACUCAUUCACCGCCCCGCGCCCUAAGCCCUGCCCAACCCAGAAACAUAACCCCAUCCCCAACUAAAAUUACAAACUCCUUGCCUAACAUCAACAACUCCACGCCUAUCAACAACAUAGGCAAAAACAACUCCGUAACAACAUCGCCUAGCAUCGGGGUUUUGACGCCUAGCGUCGGGAAUACAUCGCCUAGCGUCGGGAAUUCUUCUCCUAGCGUCGGGAAUUCUUCGCCUAGCAUCGGGAAUUCGCCGCCUAGCGUGAAGAAUGGCGCUUCGGAUAAAAACGAUGUGCGAACUGUGAGCGUGAAUGUCAGUGAGGAUUCUAGUCAUCUUAAUGUUAGGUGUAGUGAUGUGAUUAACAGUAGUGAUGUGAAACAUAGUGAUAGUGAUGAGUUUAAGAAGAAAUUGCCGGUUGAGAUUCAGAUAACAUCAGGCAGCUGGGAUGACACACAUACUGAGCGGCACAGGACUCGACGUUGGCACUCGGAGGCGCAGCGAGACUUGCUGUCCAACAACCCGAGGGUAUCCUGUGUCUGCGGCAAUUGUACAGCAUGCGUACAUUGCAGGGGCCGCCGCCGUCGUCACUACUGCGCGACGAAACAGGACUCCGGUAUCGUCUGCCCGGACGACUGUCCAGACUCCUCGGACAAUGAUACAAAUGGCGCUUCUCAAAACGAUACCAUGAGGAAAUCAAGCAGUCUUGACGUGGAAGAACCACAUUAUUGCAGAUGCCCUGAACGAAAACCGGAUCCCCCAAGACCAAAGAACGCGCAGCUUAGCAGAAACGAUUCCGACGAUCGCUACGAGCCGACCGGUCCAGAAUUAGUCGCCUUCAUUAAAGACACUCUCAAUAAGAAUAUGCGGGAUAGAAUGGCGCUUCUGAAGAUCGAGAGGGAACUACACGCUCUUGUCAACGAUACGGGCCGCUGCAUAGUUCGAUUCCCGGUGAUGACAUCGUACGGCCGCAUGUUGGUGCAUCGCUGUGCCGCCCUGUUCCAGCUCUCGCAUCAUCUUGAUACGACCAAUAAGAAUUCUGUACUGGUUUCCAAGAGUGGCACAUCGGGUGGUCGGAUCCCGUGCACGAGUUUCAAGGAGUGGUGCACGGUUCAGUUCCCGCCGAGCCCACAACGGCAUCAACCCGAGGCGCCGCAUGCCAAGUCGAUCCUGAAACGAGACAGUCAGUCGAUGGAGGAGCCGGGAGUGACCCUGGCCAGCUACCGGAGCAAGUCCUUGGAACAGAGGGAGAAGGAGUACGAGAGAGUGCGACGGAGGAUAUUUAGCUCGCAAGAUGAGGCGCAAUGGCCGUGGCUGACGUCGGGACCGAUCAAGCUGCUUACAGCUGAAGGCAGGAACAAACUCUUAAAGGUCCAGUCUCUAGAAGGCAGCGGUCCCCCGAGCGGGUCGUGGCGCGGCGGCCGGGGCGCGGUGUCCAAGUCCCACAGCUUCGGCGGGUACACGCAGGCUGACCCCGCCGCGCCCAGGGUACUCAGCAGGCAAGGUGACCUAGCAUCCAGCAGUUGGCGACUGUCUCCAUCCAGUUCUGGGUACAAGACUCUCAGUCUGCGCAGCACUGACUCAGUCACACCGUCUCCUACUGGAGGCGCGAGUCCAGAGCCGGGCGUGGGGGCUGCGCCCUCCUCCGGCGGCGGCGGCGGGGCGGAGGGCGCCGUGGUCUGGUGUGUCACCGACAUGUCCGCCGUGCCCACCGGGGCCAUGGUCAUACACCCACAGACGGGACGUCCGCUCACCAACCCGGAUGGAUCUAUAUACCAGUUUGAUCCGGCAAACCCGCCCGUGCUGUACGACCCGGGUAUCGAACAGGACGAUCAGCAGAAAUUGGAUUCGAACAACGAGAAACGUCGCGGCAGAUUGGAGAAACAACAUUCAUUUAUUGAUAACGAUUGCGACUGUCAGCCGAGCGAUGAGUAUCGAAGCAAAUGCUGUUGCGAGUGUCGCAGGCAUGACGCUACGGCUGGGACUGCUGGUGACAAGGAACAGAUCCCAAAACCAACAACUCCUAAUGAAUCAAACACACAAACAAGCACAAAAACGCAAGAAAUACAACACGAAACGACCAAUCAGCAACCAGGACCGUACGAGCCAGCCAAUCAGCAGCCAGCAUACGAACCGACCAAUCAUAAAGCUUACGAACCGCCGAGAACGUUUGAACCAGCCAAUCACAACGCUCAUAGCAAUGUGUUGAAUAACCGACCUGUUAAACUGACCAAUGAGGGACAAGAUAUGCAAUAUCCACAGUAUCAAGGAUAUAGAACUGAGGAGCUAACAUCCCCGCAGCAGAUGACCAACCACUACGUCGCUCACGACGUCAACAUGCAAGUGAUGACGCAACAGAAAAUGCAACCGAUGCCUCUACAUGACCCUAAUAUGCGACCAAUGCCGCUGACAAAUAUGAACAAUAUGGUGUACCAAGCUCCGAUGCCACAGCCCUACCCUUACUCUUGCAGAGUGGAACCGCCUCUGCAGAUGUACCCGCAAGUCCAGGUACCGACAGAGGAACAGAAACUCGCGCCUUCCCCCCAUCCCAACGAAACUGCAUUCAGAAUCGACCCGAGCUACCCGUACGCGGCAGUAGACUACACGGCCGGUUGCGGCGCCUGCGUCGAUACAUCAGCCAUGCAACGGAGUUACAGCGUGCCGUACGGCCAGAUGGAGGCUCCGCCCCCGGCGCUGGCGGCGCACUACCCGCUCGGCAACGUCAUACUGUCGCAGCCCCAUCUACAGCCGUACCCGCAAUACCAGGAGCAAGUCCCGUGGCAGGUCCCCCCUGGAGUGGGCGGCGGGGUGGCUCCAGUCCCCCCUAAACUGGUCGUACCCGAGCUGUACCCGCUGCACUGCGUACAGUACCCGCAUUCAUACCCGCACUACAACAUCGUGUACCCUCAGGUGAUCCAACAACCGUAUCCAGUAUGCCAACCCAUGUACCCGGUCAUCGAAAAGCAAACAGAACAACGCAACUCCAAUCGCAACUCCAAACACAACUCCAUAUCCAACUCAGCUUGCCAAACUCCAUUCCAAGAGGACAAAUUAGCUGAAGAAGAGAAGAAAUCGAGACAAAAUUCAGAAAUUACAGCCAAAAUACAACAAAUUAAGACGCAAAUGGCCCAAUUAAAUACUAAAGAUGGGAAAGAAAAAGAGUAUAGGAAACGCGACGAUUUCCGACAACGAAGGAAUAACGGCAACGGUCUGCUUGGCAACUGCCCAGUCAACAAUUAUAAUGGACGAGUUUUUGGUCGUGGCGGUACGGAAGACAGACAUCUGAGUUCAGCCGCGCGCGCCAUCGUCGAUUCAAUCCGGAGCAUGCAAGCCAAAAAUACAUAUCACCAAGACAAUCGUCGCGACUACCAACGCUUCGAGAAUAAACAAGAGAGGCCGGAUUUCCGGCGUCGUGACAGAGAGGACAAUAAUAAGCCCAUAGAAAAGGAGGCCAGGCCCAGCGAUGGACAACCGGUCGGCGAUCGAUACGAUGCUAGGAACAGGGGACUCAAUGUGCCUCUUUAUAGGCAGCCUUAUUUAUACAGACAAAUGACACCCGGAACCUGGUGUCGGCGUUCACCCGGGGCGGUACAUCCAGUACUGAACCCACAGAGGCGACCACAUCCUGACACGCGGAACCCGCGUCGUUAACAACAUAUUCACAAAGCAAUAAUAUUAUAUGUACAUACUAUAGAUAUGAGGGUAGGCAGGGAUCUAGGCUUUGUAACUGAAGAAGGUACUUGAUUUUAUUUUAAAGAUUUAUCUUAAGG
Spodoptera exigua (beet armyworm) is the source of this 4757-nucleotide messenger RNA. The record is from the annotation of a GenBank genome assembly. Lineage: Eukaryota; Metazoa; Arthropoda; Insecta; Lepidoptera; Noctuidae.